GCUGCAAAUUUCUUUGCCAAUCAUCUCCGGUCCCUUCUCAUCUUCCCUUCUCAUCUUCCUUUCAAUCCUCCUUUUCUUCCUCUAACUCUUCUAACUUUGAGUCGGUCUUUGCUAGUUCGACAGUUCUCCAUCUCAAUCGUCAACGCCUGGGCAGGUGCAGAGGCAGAUGGCUAUGGAUUAGUACUUUCAUGCUGUUGUGCCCACUGUGGUGAGAGCUUUGCUCUUCGAUGGAGAAUUGCCUUGGUGCUUUCGAAGAGUUUCUUCUCGCUUUCCCUUUUAUUUCUUUAGUUUCUCGUUUCGCCUUUUCUUUUCAUCCAUUUAGAUUUCUUAACCUUUUCAGUUUCCUUAUCUUUUGCCUUAAAUCCCUAGAUUCCCAAAUCAAAAAUCCCUAAAAAUCAAAAUCGAAAAACCAAAAAACCCAAAUCAAAACCAAUGUAUUUCUUCCGAUUUGUUUACUCUUUGAUAUUAAGCUACCAUGGCUACUCUCAUCCUGAUUUUGGGGUCAAAUCCAGAAAAGCAGGAACUGCACUUGUUUAGGAAGACACAACGUGGAUGAGAAGGAAUAGGAGAUGAUUAGCAAAGAAAUUUGCUCAAAGCUUUUUUUGAGAGAUGCAAGAGCUCAAAGACGGCUGUAAAAAAACGUUAAAGUUAAA
This is a messenger RNA of Rubroshorea leprosula, 653 nucleotides long. The record is from the annotation of a GenBank genome assembly. Lineage: Eukaryota; Viridiplantae; Streptophyta; Magnoliopsida; Malvales; Dipterocarpaceae.